Suricata suricatta (meerkat) is the source of this 4782-nucleotide messenger RNA. RefSeq names its product golgi associated, gamma adaptin ear containing, ARF binding protein 3 (gene GGA3). Gene Ontology annotation, molecular function: ubiquitin binding; phosphatidylinositol binding; small GTPase binding. Gene Ontology annotation, cellular component: trans-Golgi network. The coding region runs from base 89 to 2215 and encodes 708 amino acids. Gene Ontology annotation, biological process: vesicle-mediated transport; intracellular protein transport. The transcript is spliced from 17 exons. Lineage: Eukaryota; Metazoa; Chordata; Mammalia; Carnivora; Herpestidae. The record is from RefSeq and is a predicted model, not a curated record.
CAGGCCCCCAUGCAGGCCCCGCCCCAGCCCAGCUCUUGCAGGUUCUCGCGAGGUUUGAGGGCGCAGGGCCGGCCCGGGCAGCUGCAAUAUGGCGGAGGCGGAAGGGGAAAGCCUGGAGUCCUGGCUGAAUAAGGCCACCAAUCCUUCCAACCGCCAGGAGGACUGGGAAUACAUAAUUGGCUUCUGUGAUCAGAUCAACAAAGAGCUAGAAGGGCCACAGAUCGCCGUCCGGCUGCUGGCCCAUAAGAUCCAGUCUCCGCAGGAAUGGGAGGCGGUCCAGGCCCUGACGGUGCUGGAGGCGUGUAUGAAGAACUGUGGCAGGAGAUUUCAUAACGAAGUGGGGAAGUUCCGGUUUCUGAAUGAGUUAAUCAAAGUCGUCUCUCCAAAGUACCUGGGGGACAGGGUGUCAGAGAGAGUGAAGACCAAGGUUAUCGAGCUGCUUUAUAGUUGGACGUUGGCCCUGCCAGAAGAAACAAAGAUCAAGGACGCUUAUCACAUGUUGAAGAGACAGGGCAUAGUGCAGUCUGACCCACUGAUCCCCGUGGACAGGACGCUGAUCCCCUCUCCGCCACCUCGUCCCAAAAACCCUGUGUUUGAUGAUGAGGAGAAAUCCAAGCUUCUAGCCAAGUUGUUGAAAAGCAAAAAUCCAGAUGACCUACAGGAGGCCAACAAGCUCAUCAAGUCCAUGGUGAAGGAAGACGAGGCACGGAUCCAGAAGGUGACCAAGCGUCUGCACACUCUGGAGGAGGUUAAUAACAAUGUAAAGCUGCUCAAUGAGAUGCUGCUUCAUUACAGCAAAGAGGAUUCUUCAGAGGCAGAUAAAGAGCUCAUGAAGGAGCUGUUUGAUCGGUGUGAGAGUAAGAGGCGGACAUUAUUCAAACUAGCCAGUGAGACAGAGGACAAUGACAAUAGUUUGGGGGACAUCCUCCAGGCUAGUGACAACCUCUCCCGGGUCAUCAACUCCUACAAAACAAUCGUUGAAGGGCAGGUCAUCAAUGGUGAGGUAGCCACCUCAGCCAUUCCAGACUCCGAAGGAAACCACUCCAGGAACCAAGGCACUCUCAUCGACCUUGCCGAGUUGGACACCCCCAGCAGCAGCUCAUCCUCAGCCCCUGCCCCACCAUCCUCUGGCAUCCCUAUCCUCCCUCCACCCCCCCAGACCUUGGGCCCUGGGCGCAGCCACCUAUCCGGCCAUGCUGAGGCCACCCCGGGACCCAACAGCACAAGCCAUGCCCUCUGCCUGCUGGACGAGGAGCUGCUCUGCUUGGGCCUUGCUGACCCAGCCCCCACUGCUCUUCCCACAGAGGCAGCUGGAAACCGCCAAUGGCCCCUGUUCCAGAACGAGCAGUCGGACCUGGACUUCGGCGGCCCCAAGCCUGGGAGUGCUGCCGCCAGCCCCGCAGACAGGCCUCUUGUCCCGCCCUCAGCGCCAUCUGCAGGCAGCUCCCAGGCCCCACUGCCGCCCUCCUUCCCAGCUCCUGCGGCCCCAUCCGGCGUGCCUGCCCCCACACCAGGCUCCUUCUUGUUCCCAACUGGACCGGCCCCAGCCCCAAAGACUGAGCCCACAGCCCUCGGGUACCAUGGCUCAGCUUUGGGCGAUAGCACCCUGCACCAGCUGGAUGCCCUUGAUCAUCUUCUAGAAGAGACCAGAGCGACGUCAGGUCUGGUGAAACCCGUCUCCUCCAUCUUCUUCCCCGGGGCCACCACCUCCCCUCUGGUCCCCACUAGCACCACUGCUCGGCCUCUCCUCCCCUUCUCCCCGGGGCCUGGCAGCCCGCUCUUCCAGCCUCAGGGCAGCCCUAUGAAGGGGCCAGAGCUCUCCCUGGCCAGUGUCCACGUCCCCCUGGAAUCUAUUAAGCCUAGCAGCGCCCUUCCCGUGACAGCCUACGAUAAAAAUGGCUUCCGCAUCCUCUUCCACUUUGCCAAGGAGUGUCCGCCGGGCCGGCCUGACGUGCUGGUGGUGGUGGUGUCCAUGCUGAAUACCGCUCCCUUGCCCAUCAAGAGCAUCGUGCUACAGGCUGCAGUGCCAAAGUCAAUGAAGGUGAAGUUACAGCCACCCUCUGGGACAGAGCUGUCUCCAUUCAGCCCCGUCCAGCCACCUGCAGCCAUCACCCAGGUCAUGCUGCUGGCCAAUCCACUGAAGGCUCCAACAAGCCAACAACCAAACAAGACAUGGAUUAUUAACAGACUGAAGAACCCAAAAGUCUCAAUUUGAUCACAAGGAAACAUGAGAUAAAAGCCAAACUGAGGACAUUCUAAAGCGAGCUGAAUAGAUUCCAAAACUGUCAAGGUGAAGAAACACCAACAAAGGCAGGGGCACUAAAGAGACAGAACACCUGAAUUCAUGAACGUGGAGAUGACAAAGAUAAAAGACCUUGUGGGGACAGUGGGUAUAAUCAGAAUGUGGAUUACGGACUUGAGAGCAGUGCAUUCUGGUAAGUGGUUAUAUGAGAGGAUGUUCUUGUUCUUAGAAAACACAUCUUCAAGUAUUUAUGAGGAAAGGGGAACAAAGUCUCCAACUUCCUUUCAGACUGUUCCCCAAAAACCUGAGAAUAAUAAAGCAAAUGAGGCAAUAUGUAAAUGGUGAAUCUGGAUAAAGUGGACAUGGGAGUUUCUUAAUCCUUAACCUACUUUUGCACCUUUUCUCUUUACUUUUGAAAUUAAUGGGAAAUGUUACCAGGAAAUAUGCUUUGCAGAGUCUGGCACAUAGGGCUCUGUGUGGUUUGGAGUUUGGGCUUAACAGGAAGAAAACCCUAGAGAAGUCUAGACAGCACCUCCCACCUCCACAACCCACCACCGUGCCGAAGGUCCAGGGGACAGAGCCCAGAGACUCACCCAAGAAUGUCAGUCGAUCACUGAGCAUCAUGGCUGGCCCGAGGUUGUCAAUGAGGUCCAGAUCAGAAAAGCAGCCUCGCUCACAGUAAUCCCUGAGGAACCUGCAAGGCCGGGCCCAGAGGUCAGAGCGGCAGUCCUGGGCCUCCCAACUUCCCAGCAGCCCCCCGAGAGCCAAAAGGGACUGAUUCCACCUGUCUGACACCAGCGUGGCAAAGGCUGCAUCUUUGGCUCGGAUGCUCCAAGACAGGGCAGAACCCAGGCGAUUGUUGCGGACGGCUUUCAUGGCCAAGAUCUUACAGAUGCUGCGAACUUGGCAAAGAAAAACAAAGGUGAACGUUUCACCCUGCAAGUCACUCGAUUCCUAACCCUUACUGGACAGGAACAGGCUGCCCAACUCCUCUGAGCUUUCUGUAGCCUGUCCACAGACUCCAAAAACAAGUUGGUCCAUAACACUGGGAACUUGGGGGUUUAUAAAUUGUCUCCUGGCUCUGAUCACACUAUGACCCACCCUAGCAGGACUGGCUUUGUGAGUGGAUUUGAUUUCAGAGAUGGCAAAAAAAAUUUUAAUGCUCUCCACAGAUGAGCUCCUUCAUUAUCUGUCCAGGUGCCAAAAACAUCCUUUGGGUCUUGAAUGCCAUGUGCUUUCAGAGAUGGCCAUACGCAAGCAAAUGCCGCUGGAAAAAACUUAGGUUUUUGCACUCAACAGUUGAUGGGAUAAGGAGCAAACAUCACUGCUUCCUUUCUGUGCUCUUCCUGAGCUGCCUCCGGUCCUGCUUCCCCACGGAGCCAGCCUUAGCAACAGCAACCCACCCGGAAGGAGUAAAUUCCAAGCUGACCCCAGCCCUGAACUUAGAUUAUCUAAGUAGGAGACAGGAAGUGGGUAAAAAUCUUCUUGAAAGGUAAUAUGCUCCAUUGCUUCUAAGUCUUGAUGGAUCCCCAGCUCCUUGUCCUUAAUACGUUUCUUGUUUUGGCUUCUCUCUUGGCACCUGCUGCCUGGCCUCUCUCCAGUGUGGCUGGCAUGGCACGAGCAGAAAGUAUGCCAGGAAGAGGGCAGACUCACCUUGCUCAGUCAUCUGCCGCUGCUCACAAAUCCGCAGCACCUUAAGGGCUUUCUGCUCAGUGCUCAGAGGGAUCCGCUCAAUAUGCAGCUCCAAGGAAACUCGGCCCAGCUCAGGGCAGUAGUCGAAGUAAUCCACUCCCAGCUGCCAAAGGCUGCGACAGACCGAGGACAGACAUGAGGUGCUGCCCCGGAGUUCAGGGACUGGCACCACGAUGGCUCCUCCCGCAGGCCCCACAGACUUCAGGGAACCAGACGGGAAAGCAUCUUGCAUGCUAAAAAGGACCGUUGGUAUCUUCCUACCUAUGAUGGGCAAACAAUCCUGAGGCAUACUCCAGCAGGAGGAACUCUCUCAUGUUGGAUCCGAAGCUGGAAUAAAACAAAACAUGGGGCCAAAACCCAUGGCCUGCCCCAUUCAGGCCCCUCCUACAGCCCAACCACGCUUCCAUCCCCAAGUCCCAAGGGCUGGCCUGGCUGCCACAUACUUACUAGAGAUUGUGUGACUGUAGGAGCUUGCAGUGGUCCAGUAGGUCUGUCAGAUGGGCCACAAACCACCAGUUGCUCAAGGCAAUGCUGUGGGUUCAAACCCAAGGAGAGUCAGGGUGAGAGCAUGGUCCAUAUGAGCAGAGCAUGAGCAGAACCCCUCACGUCCUUUGCAUAAAAGAAUAGGUGAGACAGUGACGAGCUUAAAUCUGGAAGAGGUUUCUCUGUGUUGUGUGAGGACUGACAUUGCAUACCCAGAGGGAAGGCCCACCCUCAAAGUGGCAGCCAAUGAUCUCAUCUAUGGAGAAUGUCACAGAGAAAAUAAAAUUCAGGGAUCCAAUCAGAUGCAGACAACGUGGAUACAGAAUAAUGUGUAAGAAUAAAAAGAAACAGAUUUAUGAAAACAA